Molecule: messenger RNA, 693 nt
Organism: Eremothecium sinecaudum
Lineage: Eukaryota; Fungi; Ascomycota; Saccharomycetes; Saccharomycetales; Saccharomycetaceae
Gene: PML1
Product: Pml1p
Exons: 1
Coding region: 1-693 (230 amino acids)
Biological process (GO): maintenance of RNA location; mRNA splicing, via spliceosome
Cellular component (GO): nucleus
Molecular function (GO): protein binding; mRNA binding
Source: RefSeq, a predicted model, not a curated record
AUGUCCAAAAGAUAUGCUAAUUAUGGUUUAAGCAAAAAAAACAGUUAUCAUACUAAUCGUUCUUUUGGCAAUCAGAAAAGAAGCCGCUUUAAUAACAACACAUAUCAAACCUUUUUACCGAUAUUUGAACCAUCAGGGCUUUUAGCACUGGAGUCUCAUAAUAAGCAAGGCAUUCAACUUAAACAUAUUGAACCUCCGGACUCAGUUUCACCACUUGAUUAUUACAAUUCGAGAAAUAUAUCUCUCCGAAAAAGGACGCGCUUUGAGGCCAUACUAUAUAAGAAAACUCGAUCUCAAAAUACUGAUAGAAAUGAUGAUAUAGUUAAGACUUGGAAUCUUUUAGAAAAAGCCAGUUAUAUUAUAGGACGGCAGUUGGGACAUUCUUUAAGGAAGAAUGUAAAUGAGGAUCUGGAAAAAGCAGAAGACUCAGAUUCGGAAGCUAAAGAGGUAGUAGUGGCAGAUAUUGGACUUCCUGAGGAAGCCAUAUCGAAACAGCAUGCAGUGAUCCAGUUCAGGGAAAAGGAUAACCAUUUGGUGCCAUAUGUUAUGGAUCUUAAUUCUUCUAAUGGUACUCUACUUAAUGGCACCGUUCUUCCUUCGGCAAGAUAUAUUCAGCUGUGGGGCGGUGAUGUUCUUGAAUUUAGUGAGAAUGAAACUUACACCGAUUACGAGUUGGUAUUUGUGGCUGUGUAG